CAGGGCACUAUCAACAAGAAUAUUCAACGCUACGACGUGACAGCCGUCUACACUCAUCCCCAGGCCAAGGUCGACAUCAUCUUGAUCCACGGCCUCAAUGGCAACCCUACCAAGACGUGGACGGCCGGCAAUGGUGUCUACUGGCCGACAGAUCUACUUCCAAAGACUCUGGAGGAGGAUGGAACACAGGCCAAUAUUUUCGUUUACGGCUACAAUGCAGAUGUUGCAGGCAACAAAGACAAGAAGCCCAGCACAAACUUUAUCCAUGAGCACGCACAAACCCUAGUCAGCUACCUCACCUCUUUUAGAAAAAGGCGCAAGAGCCAGAGAAAUCCCAUCAUCUGGGUGGCUCACAGUCUCGGCGGCAUCCUCCUUAAGCGGGUCCUGGAGCAUUCGGACCACGUGAGGGCAUCAGCUCACGAGGACGACCGAGCCAUCUACGUUUCAACUUAUGCCAUCGUAUUCCUGGGCACCCCCCACGAAGGCAGUGACCUCGCAAGAUGGGGCGAGGUUCUCCAGGGCAUGGUUGGCCGUGUGCCUCGCAGACUCUUUGACUCUGAGCCUAUCCUCAUCAAGACCCUGCGCAAGGAUGGCGAGACGCUCGCCAACAUCAAUGCGAACUUCAUCAACAUCCAGCAGCGAUUCAAGAUCCAUCUGGUCCACGAGAACCAAAAGACGGACCUGAAAGGCACAAUGUCCCUGAUCGUGGAUUCCAAAUCCGCGGCCCCAAAGUGGUACAACACCACUUCCUACGGCAUAGAGGCAGACCAUUCCGGAAUGUGCAAGUUUGCCAGUGUCGAUGCCCCAGGAUAUCGACAAAUCACCUCAGUCAUGACAGAUUGGGUCAAGGAGUCACCCGAAGUCAUCAUGUACCGCUGGCAGGUCGAGGACCAAGACCGCAGAAUCCGCGCCCAAGUUGAGUUGAAUGAGAGAGCAAGGCCAUUCGUAUGUUUGAAUCCCUUUUCAUCCAAAUGCACAGGUGUUCCCUUCAGAUAA
This is a messenger RNA of Cryphonectria parasitica EP155, 996 nucleotides long. RefSeq lists its product as uncharacterized. Lineage: Eukaryota; Fungi; Ascomycota; Sordariomycetes; Diaporthales; Cryphonectriaceae. The record is from RefSeq and is a predicted model, not a curated record. The annotation marks the transcript as partial. The transcript is spliced from 3 exons.